AUGCCUAUUUUUCAGGUUUUGGCAGCAGCUGCCGAUAGUGGCUCCUGCAAAAAACAAAGGUUCUUUUGAAACCAUGAUACUGUAUUACUUUUUAGAAGUUGUAGCUUAUCCUACUCUACUCUAUCCUACUCUAUCCUACUCUAUCCUACUCUAUCCUACUCUAUCCUACUCUAUCCUACUCUAUCCUACUCUAUCCUAUCCUACUCUAUCCUAUCCUACUCUAUCCUACUCUAUCCUAUCCUACUCUACCCUAUCCUACUCUAUCCUAUCCUACUCUAUCCUAUCCUACUCUAUCCUAUCCCACUCUAUCCUAUCCUACUCUAUCCUAUCCUACUCUACCCUAUCCUACUCUAUCCUAUCCUACUCUAUCCUAUCCUACUCUAUCCUAUCCUACUCUAUCCUAUCCUACUCUAUCCUAUCCUAUCGCUUUUGAGCAGACUUUCAGAACAAUUUUUUUUGAAUUUUUGAAUCUGUUCUUGGCACCAGAUCGCUUCCCUACCUUCCGGGCAAAUGAAGCUGUCUGCGGGAAGGUUUUUGUCAAAAGUCAUCAAAGUGGUCUUGUAGUAGACCAAAAUCAACCUCUUGAAAAGACAACACAUAGAUACUACUCUAGUAGGCAAACCAAACCUAUAGUAUUUAUAAGGACUCCAAGAAUCUGCAUCACAAUCUUUUUUCUGUCCUCAAACAAAACAACAGCCUGCACGUGGUACAAUGGGUCCGGAAUUCUUUAAGGGCUUCGGAACGAGCUGCCGCUAAGAAGAAAUUGUGUUAAUGAUUCAAAAUUCUCUAGAAGUCGAAUGAAAACUGCUACAACUCCUCCAAUUGAACAAUCUAUUCUUAAAAUUCUUAGUGUUUGAUGUCGAAAAGAAAUUACGUUCACGCAAUAUUACAACUCUUCUGCUGCUUCUGGCAUAUAAUAAGAUAGUAGUCUACAACUGAGUAGCUAGUUUGUUGAAAAGUAAAGUCUUGUACUUAGGUCUGCGGACUGGAAAUAAGAAUAUAUAGCCGUUUAUUUUGUAAGUUUUUCGAUAAUUUGUACUGAGUUACUUCUUCUAUGUUGAAGAUGUUGAUGAUGUUCUCAAAACGAAAAUAGCGGAUAGAUCUGAAGACGUUCUUCGUGCCACGUGUUCAAAUUUCACUAGUAUUAGAGUACUGUAAAAGUUAACGAUGUUGUCUGCGCUUGUUGAUGUAACUACUACAAUCUGCAUAUUAUUCAUUAGGUUGACCGAGAAAUCUGCGCAUAUGCUUGUACUAUCAAAUGAACUCCGAUGGAUUCGAAAUAUGCAGCCUAGAAGUAUUAACUACAUGAAAGAACUGUGCCUGCUGGAAAAUGCAAAUCUUUGCGCUUCGGGUUGUGAGAUUUAAACUGAACUAACUUCUACUCUUCUGAACGACAACAUGCUGUUCUGCAAAUACAAAAAAGAGAUGCAUCACCAUACCAAAGGUUUUAUGCCAUAGACGCGCAAUAAAAGCAGACAACACCGGGAACUACAUCGAACUGUUGUUAAAAUCUACAGGAAUGAAAAAAUGUACAAAAAAUUUGGGUUCUUCAUAGCGAAAAACGAUUUAUCUGGGGUCAACAUCACUCGAGAGGUUGAGAUGAUGACUCUAGAAUCAAAUAGUUGGUAUGAUCCCAUCCACUCCGAACUGCUGGUGCGCUGUUCUUAUCUUCCUGCGCUUCAUCAUGAAAAUGAAGAUGAUUCUGCU
Molecule: messenger RNA, 1707 nt
Organism: Amoebophrya sp. A25
Lineage: Eukaryota; Dinophyceae; Syndiniales; Amoebophryaceae
Source: the annotation of a GenBank genome assembly